Molecule: messenger RNA, 1086 nt
Organism: Entelurus aequoreus (snake pipefish)
Lineage: Eukaryota; Metazoa; Chordata; Actinopteri; Syngnathiformes; Syngnathidae
Gene: vps26c
Product: VPS26 endosomal protein sorting factor C
Exons: 8
Coding region: 133-1026 (297 amino acids)
Biological process (GO): intracellular protein transport
Cellular component (GO): endosome
Source: RefSeq, a predicted model, not a curated record
CAUUUGUUUACUUCUGCGUCUACCCCGGAAGUGUGUAGCUACUUCAAGUAGCUGUCUAAAUGAGUUCUCUCCGAAUAAACUCGGUAUGUAACUAGAGAUUUAAAUAGGCUGGUUGACGCGUCAGCACCUAAAAUGAGCGUGACGUUGGACAUAAGACUGAAAAGAGCCAACAAAGUGUACCAUGCUGGGGAGUCGGUGGCGGGCGUCAUCGUGCUGUCCUGCAAGGAGGCGGUGCAGCAUCACGGCAUCUUUCUGAGCAUGGAGGGCCUGGUCAACCUGCAGCUGAGCUCCAAGAGCGUGGGCGUCUUUGAGGCUUUCUACAACUCUGUCAAGCCCAUUCCGCUGAUCAGCUGCAGCACUGAGGUGGCCAAGGCGGGCAAAGUCCCAGGAGGCAAGACCGAGAUCCCCUUCGAGUUCCCUCUGAACACCAAAGGCAACAAGGCUUUGUACGAGACCUACCACGGAGUCUUUGUCAACAUUCAGUACACCCUCCGCUGUGAUUUAAAGCGCUCCCUGCUGGCCAAAGACCUGAGCAGGAACUGUGAGUUCAUUGUGCACUGUCAGCCACAGAAAGAAAAGCUUGCAGCCACCCCGAUCAACUUCACCAUCACGCCAGACACCCUACAGAACAUCCGUGAGCGGAGUUCACUCCCCAAGUUCCUCAUUCGAGGCCACCUGGACACCACCAACUGCGUCAUAAGCCAGCCUCUGACUGGCGAGGUGGUGGUGGAGAGCUCAGACAUUCCCAUCAAGAGCAUCGAACUGCAGCUUGUUCGAGUGGAGACCUGCGGCUGCGCAGAAGGCUACGCCCGAGACGCCACCGAGAUCCAGAACAUCCAGAUAGCUGAGGGCGACGUGUGCCGCGCGCUGCCCAUUCCCAUCUACAUGGUGUUCCCCAGGCUGUUCACCUGUCCCACCCUGGAGACCACCAACUUCAAAGUCGAGUUCGAGGUCAACGUUGUCAUCGUGCUCCACGACGACCACCUGAUCACGGAGAACUUCCCACUCAAGCUGUGCCGAGUCUGAUUGCACAGAGGUUAGUGUCAGCAGGACUCAGCGCGUGCAAAUAAAACCCGCUCAAGACUC